AGCCAUUUCUGCUCGGCCUUUGGCUCGAAGCCUUUGGCCUUGAGUACCCUGUUGCGCCAAUUUUCGCCUGCAGAAGAUUUUCGACGCCGAUGCUUUCAGGAUGCCAAGGCCGCUUGCAGUUGCUCAGCUCUUCCGCCGACGUGAACUCCAAGAGGGUCACGUUCGCGGACACGUCAUGGGGCAGGUCGUACAUGCAGCUGCAGGGAUGGGAGACGUUCGGCCAACGGGGUGGCUCUUCCUUCUCUGACGAGGGGGAGUCGAGCGACGGCGGCGCCGUGGACGAGUCCAGAGCGGGGGGCGAGCGCGAGCCGGCGCAGUGCAGGACGGAGCGCGAGCACGAGAGGCCAGAGUGGAGGCGAGCCACGGGCGACGAGGGCCUCGAGCCGCAGGGGAGGGCCGCGCGGGGCCUGUGGCCGACCCCGGCACCAGCGCGCCGCCGCGGCCGCGACCCCACCGCGCGGCAGGGGCGGGCCGCGUCCAGCGCGCGUCGCCGCGCGGCCGCGGCAGUGGUGGCGCCGCGGCGGCCGCCGGGGAUCCGCGAGGCAGUCGACGCGCGCUGAGCGCGGCGCCCUCGGGGUGGCCAUCGCGGCAGGCCCAGGGCCACCUCGCCGUCCGUGCGCGGCCCGCCUGCCCGCCGCCACCGAGCGGGGAGCUCCUCCGGGAGUGGUGCGUGGCAGGGAGAGGCGCACGUCCAGCACAGCAGGGCGCAUCUCUAUUAGUGCUUUCGUGGGGUGUCCUCCACGUUUGCAGUCGGCCUUCGGUGGAGUGGCGCGGGCAUCCUGCCCUCAAGCCACCCAUUUUAUAUGAGCAUGCUGCGUCAGCGAGUGGCAUCCACUGCCUCCCGCACUGCCCCAAGAUACAGGCGGGCUUGCCCCAGUGUGCCAACAGUCUCGGGUUGCGCGGUCGCCCCGCCAUCGCGCCAUCCAUUUGUGGUUAUAAGUUUGCGGCGUCAGAGAGUACAGCUGCGCAGCGCUGCGACAUGCGAAUCGACGAAGUUGCCUCCCGCAUUGUCACUUCGCCCCCCUGCUCCUCGCUCAAGAUAGAGGCCAAUUUAAUUAGUAUUGUGCUGGAGUGUCCCUCGUCGCCUCAGCGGUGACUUAGCACGCAGGGCGGUCCUGCGCCGCCCCGAACCCGCGCCGCGGUCCAGCACAUGGCGCGGGCGGGCGAGAGCGAGUUUGACGAAUUUGUUGGUGCAAAGCGCCACCCCUUCGCUCAUGCUUCAGAAUGGUUUCGGCGAUCCGCUCAAAGGGGUACAGAAGACGUACACUGGCGUCUUGCCGUAUUUUCGCGUGCAAGGGUGUUGGCAAUUUUUCUCUCGAGCGGCAUGGUUUUCGCGCUCCAGUCUGGAGUGCCACGAGGCUUGCACAGCGACGCUUGGCAUCCCUGCGCCGCGAGGCCGAUACCAUGCACCAUGGCCGAGGUCUCUUCAGAAAAUGGAGAGCGUCCACGCGGGUUGAGAACGGUUCGUUCUCAAGCGGGCAUGUCGCUGCACAUUGUUGGGGGCUCUGUAAUCCUAUACCGCCUCGCAAGAAAGAAG
Molecule: messenger RNA, 1537 nt
Organism: Prorocentrum cordatum
Lineage: Eukaryota; Dinophyceae; Prorocentrales; Prorocentraceae
Source: the annotation of a GenBank genome assembly